This is a messenger RNA of Adineta steineri, 984 nucleotides long. The record is from the annotation of a GenBank genome assembly. NCBI's taxonomy places the organism in Eukaryota, Metazoa, Rotifera, Eurotatoria, Adinetida, Adinetidae.
AUGUCUUCUGCAAUAGUUUCAUCAAUAAAUUAUAUUUCAAGUCAAAUCUAUGUUUAUGCUGGUUUACCAAUUGUCAUUAUUGGAGUUUUAGGUGGAAUAUUAAAUAUAAUUAUUUUUCUUAGUCUUCGAAUAUUCCGAGAAAACUCAUGUGGAGUUUAUUUAAUAAUAAUGUCAUUAGUCAAUAUUAUUCAAUUAUUGAGUGGUUUUUUCUAUCUUAUUCUUGUUAAAGGAUUAUUAAUCAAUGGAAUAAGUGUAAACGUAGGUAGUUGUACAAUAAGAGUAUAUACUGUUCAAAUUUGUGCACUUAUUUCCAUGUCAUGUAUUUGUAUGGCUUUAGUUGAUCAAUAUAUGGCAACAUCAAAAUAUAUUCGAUUACAACAAUGGAGUCAUCGAAAGAUUGCUUAUCGUUUAUGUGCAAUAAUUAGUCUCUUUUGGAUAAUAUAUUGUUCUCCUCAUUUAAUAUAUUAUAAUGCAGUAUUCUCACCAGCAACAAAUUCAUCGAUUUGUACAAUUACAAAUGGCAAUUAUCAAAGUUAUGUCAAUCAUUUUUAUACUCCGAUUUUAUUAGAUGCAUUUCCUCUUUUAUUUAUCAUUAUUUUUGGAUUAUUACUUUAUAGAAAUAUGAAACAAAUAUCUUAUCGAACAGCAGUACCUCUUGUUCGUCGUCAACAUGAAAUUCAAAUAACAUCAAUGGUUCUUAUACAAGCUUUGAUUAGUGUUUUAUUAAUUUCACCGUUCUUUAUAUUAACUACACUUACAAGUAAUAUACAAUUCAGUAUUGAUCCUAUCAUUAAUGCUCAUAUACAAUUAGUCUUAGGUAUAACAAUAUGUAUCUAUUAUUCAUACUAUACGGUACCUUUCUACAUUUAUAUUUGUGUAUCAAAGCGAUAUCGACAACAAUUCUUUCAUGUACUUUACACGAUGUAUUUUCAGCGAUGGUGCAAGCCAACAAAUGACAUUAAUCAAGUUGCACCUGAACUUUAA